This is a messenger RNA of Lichtheimia ornata, 2907 nucleotides long. RefSeq lists its product as uncharacterized. The transcript is spliced from 7 exons. The record is from RefSeq and is a predicted model, not a curated record. The coding region runs from base 1 to 2907 and encodes 968 amino acids. NCBI's taxonomy places the organism in Eukaryota, Fungi, Mucoromycota, Mucoromycetes, Mucorales, Lichtheimiaceae. Gene Ontology annotation, molecular function: protein binding.
AUGCGUUUAACGAAGCUACCCUAUGCGUGCUUCCAGCUUAUUUUCCUGGCGGUAAUCUUUGAUCCACGCUUUUUCACGCAUGCUAAAUACAAUGUGAGCGAAAGAGUGAUGUAUGAGAGUAGUAACAUACGUCCUUUUUCGCAAAUUGGAGCCGCAACCUUUGUACGAAACAAUGUCCUUUACACCAUAGGAGGGCUAUCGCAAUACUACAACACAACCAAACCGACCAACAGUUUUGUUGGAUUUCGCCUCAACCAGCUAAAUGGCGAUAUAGAAACGGAUUUCCCAUCAGCCCAAGAUUGCCCUGAGUUAGCUUAUGGCCAAGCUGUGCUGCUUCCUGAUAAUGACCGUGUAUUGCUUUUUGGUGGCAAAAACGAAGAUGUAUGGGGUGAAAACACCACGCUUCUGGUCCAUGAAUACCGAUUCAGUACCGCAAAGUGGCAACUGCUAAAUGUCACUGAUACCAACAAUGCAACGAACGAUGGCACUGUACCCCGGAAUAGACACAAGCACACAGCUACGCUUGCCCCCAACGGAAAAAUCUACAUCUUUGGUGGUGUAGUACCAGGUACCAGCAUAGCAAGAACACUCUUCCACGUAUGGGAAUACGAUCCUGUCAGCGGUCGCUUCACCAACAAGUUCCCCAUCGAUUAUGAUGACCUUUUUCCUGCUUCCCUCACCAACAUAGCCCUUCCGGAUGGAAAGAUUGCCUAUGUGAUCCAUGAUCAUCAAUGGGAUGAGGCUUUAAUCUUUGAUACCAACGGCGGCGUGGGAUACAAGCAAGAACUUUCCAAUCAAACAACGGGCAAGUUUCCUGACGCAAGACUUGGUGCCAAUGCUAUUCUUGUGCCUGAUAAUUCGACAAUCUACUACUUUGGAGGUCGAAAAGCAACGGGAGGUUUCGAUGACUAUGACGACGCUCUUGACAUCGGUCAAACGGAAUUGGUUGCAUACAACGAAAUCGAUGUAUUGGAUACCAAAACUUGGACAUGGCUAUCUCCUAAAGAAGUGCGUGGUGAACCAGCUAAGGCACGUUAUGAUGCAUCAGCAGCUCUAUUGUAUGGGAAAUACUGGACGUUCGUUGGAGGGAUCUCUGAAUUUCUAUGGACAAAUGAUCUAAACGUGCUUGAAAUUCCUGAAGCCAACUCCCCCACAAGUACUUUAGCAAAUGCAUCCAUCACCUUGACAUGGCUCCACAACAUCACCGAUCCAAAUCUUGAUGAAAACGAGAAUCAUGAAUCGAAAGGGCUUGGAGGAGGUGCCAUUGCUGGUAUAGUGGUGGGAUCUUUGGCAGGUGCUAUGUUGGUGAUUAUCACGCUUGUUUGGAUGAUGCGUCAUGCAAAUCUUGGGCCAUUAGCGAUAGCAACGGCAAUACGGGGAGCUUUGAUCUCACUCGUUUGGGAUAGGCGUGCAGGUGAACCAUUGUGGACAGCUAUCUUACAUUCGGUGUCAAAGUUGAUCCUUACAGGGUUGUUCAUAGCGUAUUGUGUCUACAGCUUCAUUCAAAUUGUGCAAAGCUCUGAGACAACGAUGACUAUGAGCACACCUGUUAACCAAGUACGACUGCCAGAUAUACGGUUUUGCUUUGACAAUUUCCGUCGUACUGAAGACCACGCACACAUGCAAUCCGAUAUUGUGUCAACUCCAGGUGCUAAAGCGAUGAACUGGACGACCGACUUUUGGACAUAUUUAGAUAAUUCUUACCAUGUGCCUUACUACUCCAGCAGCAGCUCGGCUGAUCUUCGUUGUUGGUUGUUCUCAGCUCCGCCAGAUUUCAAGCUUGAUUACCAGGCCAACAAUCCAAAGAGUAAUGGCACCAGGCUUCGCUUCCUUCUUGCCAGCAUUGAAAUUCUCGAUGUGAGUCCUUACUUGUACCAGAGCCGCGUCCACAUUUCGGUCUAUCAUCCCGAUCGCAAUCCCAUCAAAGUAGUGUACAACAUUAGCGACCAACCCAACCUCAGCGACGAUUACAUACAACAAUGGUUACGACGUGAAGCAAGUGACCAGCAAACUGAAAACAGCUAUACAAUGGAAUUCAAUACAUCUUCAUCCAUUGGCUAUCAACUCAAGAACCAUCGUUACCUUGUGGAUACCCCUUGGAAUGCUGUUGGAUUCGCUCAAAUACGCAACGACACACCCGAAGUGGAGACAUCAUUUCGUACAAGUAUCCAAGAUGGAUCGAUGAUGAUCAGGAACGUCCUCGAUGUGUAUCCUGCAAGCUUUGCUGAAAUUGUAGAAGAGGAUCAGCGCGUGGACACCCUCAUGUCUGCUUCUGGUUUGAUUGGUGGUAUGCUUUCAUUGAUCACUUCUAUCCUUACAACUCUGUAUGGUGCACGUCCUACCUCCAUGUAUGGCUGGAUCAUGAAAUUGCCAUUCAACAAGCCAACGCGCUCGAUUGAAAGAAACCUGCUACGAAGCUUUGGAUCUCUUGGUCAACCUAUUCCCUUUGUACAUCCUGUCGACCCUCAUGUCUUGAACCCCCGGCAACUUCAGGAGCACAAACUAGUAGAAACAGCAUACAGCAACACCGCUACGGAUGAUUUGCAUGCCAAAAUUCGAAAUAUGGAAGAAACGCAUCAGCGAGAGAUGGUGGAUCUUGAACGGAGACAUGACAACCAAAUGGCUGCCCUUUUGAAACGACUGCAAUUGAUGGAACUGGUUUUCAAGUCAUACUAUAUCGAUGAUGAAGUAUUCAACAAGCUGCAUGAAGCUCAUUGUGCUGAACAAGAUCAUCAAAACAAUAGCGGCACCCUGACACCAACAACAACCGCUGACAACGAUGGGAUAUUUACCCGACUCUUCCGCCGUCGUCGAUACCGUGCUCCACAAAAUGUAUCAGACGAGGAACAACCUGCUCAUAAUUCGGCUGCACUAUUGCUCGAUUUACCCGAGAAGCAUGGAUCGUGA